This is a messenger RNA of Echinococcus granulosus, 600 nucleotides long. RefSeq names its product Ras-related protein RABD2A. Bases 1 to 600 code for a protein of 199 amino acids. The record is from RefSeq and is a predicted model, not a curated record. Gene Ontology annotation, molecular function: GTPase activity; GTP binding. NCBI's taxonomy places the organism in Eukaryota, Metazoa, Platyhelminthes, Cestoda, Cyclophyllidea, Taeniidae. Gene Ontology annotation, biological process: regulation of exocytosis; protein secretion. The transcript has 6 exons.
AUGAGUCCUGACUAUGACUACCUCUUUAAACUUCUCCUUAUUGGUGACUCAGGCGUCGGAAAAUCCUGUCUUUUGCUGCGAUUUUCUGAUGAUAGCUUCGUUGAUACCUACAUUAGCACUAUUGGUGUAGACUUCAAAAUAAGGACGUUAGAGCUUGAUGGAAAAGUUGUUAAGCUUCAAAUAUGGGACACUGCUGGUCAAGAUCGUUUCAGAACUAUUACUUCAUCGUACUAUCGUGGUGCACAGGGAAUUAUUAUUGUUUACGAUAUCACUGAUGAGGCUUCAUUCAAUAAUCUGAAAUCUUGGCUUUCUGAAAUUGACUGUUACGCCAAUGCUUCAGUGAACCGACUUUUAGUGGGAAACAAAUCUGAUCUUGACUCUAAACGAGCUGUUUCUUUUGAGGAUGGAAAGAAAUUUGCUGAUAGUUUGGCGAUUCCUUUCAUGGAGACCAGUGCCAAGACUGCUCAUAACGUGCAGGAGGCCUUUAUAAAGAUGGCAAUGCAGAUCAAAGAGAGCAGCCCCAAUGUACCGAGCGCUGCUGCUGUGACACUCACGGUGGGAUCUACUACACCCAUCAAGAAGGAGAGUGGAUGCUGCUAA